Carica papaya (papaya) is the source of this 1568-nucleotide messenger RNA. The record is from RefSeq and is a predicted model, not a curated record. Lineage: Eukaryota; Viridiplantae; Streptophyta; Magnoliopsida; Brassicales; Caricaceae.
UUCAACGUUGAAAUGUAGAACGAGAAAAAUGAUGGUACAAGAAAUUAUUCUGGAAGGACUCAUCUACCAUUCAACGAUAAACCAGUAAACCCUCCUUACCUCCAAGAGUCUGUGAAAACAAACACAAUCCCCAAAUUAUGGUGCCUUUCUUCUCCGCCUAGUUCCUUUUUGUUGCGAAAUCUCUCAGAAUGUCUUCAUCGGAAACUGCCGCCGUGCCGGCAUCUGAAUCCGUUGCCCCGCUCCUCCGGCCUCGUCAGAGUGGCAACAACACAUACCCUUCCUCGCCCAGGCAUGCUAGCCUGGCGGUUCUACUGGGCCGUGCCACGGGCCGCCGUGGUCCAUCCAUGCUGGUAAGGGAAACAGCGGCGCGAGAGUUGGAGGAGCGCCGCGCUGACUGGGGGUACUCGAAGCCCGUGGUCGCUCUGGACAUGUUGUGGAACACUGCGUUUGUGGUGGUCUCCGUGGUGAUGCUCGUCUGUACGGCUGAUGAGAGGCCGCCUAAUACGCCAAUCAGGUUGUGGAUCUGCGGUUAUGCGUUGCAGUGUUUGGUUCAUGUGGUGCUGGUAUGGUUGGAAUACAGGAGGAGGAACAUGAGGAGGAGAGCGAGGGAUCCGGAGAGAGGAGAAGUGGCUGGCUAUAGUGAGGAUGAUGACGAGGAGAGCAGUGAGAGGGGUUUUGGAAGUUCAAGUGGAUCAAGUGUCACUAAACGAUGUGAGUCGGUGAACACAAUGGCAUCAUUUCUCUGGUGGAUAGUUGGCUUUUAUUGGGUAGUCUCUGGUGGCGAUGUCCUGCUUAAAAAUGCUCCACGUUUGUACUGGUUGGCUGUGGUUUUUCUGGCAUUUGAUGUGUUCUUUGCCAUCUUUUGUGUUGUUUUGGCAUGUCUGAUUGGGAUUGCUCUGUGUUGCUGCCUGCCAUGCAUUAUUGCAAUUCUUUAUGCUGUUGCAGGACAGGAAGGUGCAUCCGAAGCAGAUCUAAGUAUCCUUCCAAAGUAUAGAUUUGAAAUCUUAAACAAUAACAACAAGCCUGAUGGGGGAUUGGGGAGAAUGGUUCCCCUAGAAACAACUAGCGGGUACUUGGCAAAUGAAAGAAUUCUUCUUGUGGAGGACGCGGAAUGCUGUAUAUGCCUCAGUUCAUACGAUGAUGGGGCAGAGCUCCAUGCUCUCCCCUGCAAUCACCAUUACCAUUCUGCAUGCAUUGUGAAAUGGCUUAAGAUGAAUGCAACAUGUCCUCUCUGCAAGUACAAUAUUCUCAAGGGAAAUGAACCCCUGUGACGAAGAGAACAACACCCUCUGAUGAUCAGGUUUCCCCCAUCACUUUGUCUAUAUAUUUAGGCAAGAAAAGAAUUAAGCAUUUCCUGCUCCUAUUUGGCAUGAGCUAAACUAUUUGGGAUCAUAAGCUUUUAUUAUGAGUUGGUAGUCGUCUGGAGUUGUUCUUGAUUCUUUGUGUCCAUAUCAGUUUCAGUUAUUCAAAAAUGCAGUAGUCAGUUUUAAAUGUCCUGUAGUUAUUCUAUAGUAACUCAGUUUAAAGGAAAAUGCUGACUUCAUGUAUUUUAUCUUCACUUCCAUGCC